AGGGACCAGAGGAGUGAGAGAGGACUCGCAAUGCAGUUCGCAGACUAAGCAGAAGAAAGAUCAAAAAACGGGAAAGAGGGGACGAACGAACAGGCACUUUCAAGAACAAUCCCCCCAUCUCCAAGCGGACAGCGCUCUAGGAAUCCAAAUUCAGUGCCCACCGAAGACAAAGGCGACCCAAGGGAGUGGCGGCGCGACCCCAGGGCUUGGGGCCCCCGCCGCGGAGCCUGCACGGUUGGCUGCCGGGACGGUCGCGGACCAUGUCUCCUGCCCCACGGCCCACCGGCAGUCUGCUGCUACCCCUGCUCACGCUCGCCACUGCGUUCGCCUCCCUCAGCUCGGCCCAGAGCAGCUUCAGCCCCGAAGCCUGGCUGCAACAGUAUGGCUACCUGCCCCCCGGGGACCUGCGCACGCACACACACCGCUCACCCCAGUCCUUCUCAGCUGCCAUCGCUGCCAUGCAGAGGUUCUACGGUCUGCGCGUGACGGGCAAGGCUGAUGCGGACACCAUGAAGGCAAUGAGGCGUCCCCGCUGUGGCGUUCCAGAUAAGUUUGGGGCCGAGAUCAAGGCCAAUGUUCGAAGGAAGCGCUAUGCUAUCCAGGGCCUCAAAUGGCAGCAUAAUGAGAUCACUUUCUGCAUCCAGAAUUACACACCCAAGGUAGGUGAGUAUGCCACAUUCGAGGCCAUUCGCAAGGCAUUCCGCGUGUGGGAGAGCGCCACACCGCUUCGAUUCCGAGAGGUGCCCUAUGCCUAUAUCCGCGAGGGCCAUGAGAAGCAAGCAGACAUCAUGAUCUUCUUCGCUGAGGGUUUCCACGGUGACAGCACACCUUUCGAUGGCGAGGGUGGCUUCCUGGCCCAUGCCUAUUUCCCGGGCCCCAACAUCGGAGGGGACACCCACUUUGACUCUGCUGAGCCCUGGACUGUCAGGAAUGAGGAUCUGAAUGGGAAUGACAUCUUUCUGGUGGCUGUGCACGAGCUGGGCCAUGCCCUGGGCCUUGAGCACUCCAAUGAUCCCUCAGCCAUCAUGGCGCCCUUUUACCAGUGGAUGGACACAGAGAACUUCGUGCUGCCCGAUGACGACCGCCGGGGUAUCCAGCAACUUUACGGGAGUCAGUCAGGGUCCCCCACCAAAAUGCCGCCGCAACCCAGGACGACCUCCAGGCCCUCUGUCCCCGAUAAGCCCAAAAACCCCACCUAUGGGCCCAACAUCUGUGACGGUAACUUCGACACUGUGGCUGUGCUCCGAGGGGAGAUGUUUGUCUUCAAGGAGCGCUGGUUCUGGAGGGUGAGGAAUAACCAAGUGAUGGAUGGAUACCCCAUGCCCAUCGGCCAGUUCUGGCGGGGCCUGCCCGCAUCCAUCAACACUGCCUAUGAGAGGAAGGAUGGCAAGUUUGUCUUCUUCAAAGGAGAUAAGCACUGGGUGUUUGACGAAGCUUCCCUGGAACCUGGCUACCCCAAGCACAUCAAGGAGCUGGGCCGAGGACUGCCUACUGACAAAAUUGACGCCGCUCUCUUCUGGAUGCCCAAUGGAAAGACCUACUUCUUCCGGGGAAACAAGUACUACCGUUUCAACGAGGAGCUCAGGGCAGUGGACAGCGAGUACCCCAAAAACAUCAAGGUCUGGGAAGGAAUCCCCGAGUCUCCCAGAGGGUCAUUCAUGGGCAGCGAUGAAGUCUUCACAUACUUCUACAAGGGGAAUAAAUACUGGAAAUUCAACAACCAGAAGCUGAAAGUAGAGCCAGGCUACCCCAAGUCAGCCCUGCGGGACUGGAUGGGCUGCCCCGCGUCAGGUGGCCGGCCGGACGAGGGAACGGAGGAGGAGACAGAGGUGAUCAUCAUCGAGGUGGACGAAGAGGGCAGCGGGGCGGUGAGUGCGGCCGCCGUGGUGCUGCCCGUGCUGCUGCUGCUCCUGGUGCUGGCAGUGGGCCUCGCCGUCUUCUUCUUCAGGCGCCACGGGACCCCGAAACGACUGCUCUAUUGCCAGCGUUCCCUGCUGGACAAGGUCUGACCCCCACGGCCGCCCACCCACUCCUACCACGAGGACUUUGCCUCUGAAGGCCAGUGGCAGCAGGUGGUGGUGGGUGGGCUGCUCCACCUGUCCCAGGCCCUCUCCCUACCCCGCCCCCCACCUCCCUUCUUUUCUAUCACCUGACUGCCUUUCUCCACCUCAACCCUGGCAUUGCUUCUUCCCUAGAUGGAGUCCCCUGGGGGCUGAUCAGGGGCUGCCCCUUUCAGCUCCUGCUCCCCCGCCAGGGGCCUCUGUAGCUUGGUGUGUGCCCAGCCCCAUCUGAAUGUCUUGGCUCUGCACUUGAAGGCAGGACCCUCAGACCUCGCUGGCAAAGGUCAAAUGGGGUCAUCUGCUCCUUUUCCAUUCCCUGAUAUAACUUUAACCUCUGAACUCUGACCUCAGGAGGCUCUGGGCACUCCAGCCCCACAAGCCCCCCCCACCCGGUGCACCCCCGUGGCAACCUCCUACCACUCUUUCUGGCUUAAAGGAAUCUAAUCUUGUUGAGAGGAGAGACCCUAAGAGAGUAGGAGUGGUGUGGGGGAAGGCCACACAGCCACCCUAAGACCUUGGGAGGGAAGCUCAGAGUCAGUCCGCUCUGCAAAGAUCUGCCUCUGCCCCACCUGGCCCCAAGGACGUCCCCAGGAGCCUGAGCCAUUAAGGGGCUGUAGAAACCCUUGACGGCCCUACCCCCAGAUGCCUUACCCCCACAAAUGUCAGCCUUGACUGGGGAUGUCUGGGUUAGAGGAGUGGAGAGCACAGGCUGCAGCUCCCAGGGUAGGAUGGCUAGGGCCAAGGAGAGGGACUGUCUCGACCCCUGGGGUGAGCCUGAAGGUGACAGAAGAAGAAUCUCACUCAAAUGCCAGCAGCUGGGAUAGGGACCAAGGGGCAGAGCAGUCAGGGGGAUAGGACAGGACCAAAGGCUAACCAGGGAGGCGCAGUGGGAGUGGAGGACCAGGGGAUGGGGGGGAGGGCGGCCAGGUGGGCCAGGCCAGCAGGGACUCCAUCAGGUGGGCGGUGGUUCCCAGGGGAGGCCAUGUUUUAUUGGAGGUCUGAGGAAGGGCUGGAGAAGGGCAUACCUACUCCACUUUGGUGCUCCACUCCUCCAGCCAGCAUACAAGUAUGGGAAGGGUAGGGAGCCCAGAGAAAAGAGCAGAGAUGACACACAUCCAGGGACUGGUGACUCGGGACCUUCAUGAGGGUGGCCACCUAGUAUAGGAGGUGACCAGGGGCUGACAGCACUCAGCAGCCUCAGCUGGCUUCAGUGAGGGGGCAGGUGCCUGGGGGGGUCUUGUCAGGUUAGCCCCUCACUGCCUGAUACCCCUGCCCCUCGUCCCAUCCUACCGUGUCCUGCUUCCUCUCCCCCACCCAGCCUGCCCAUUGGAAGUCUCCUCUGGCCACCACAGGUGGUCAUGGUACCUGGGACUUGAGAGUGAGACCCUGUGGGGACAGGGAGAGGAGAGGAAUGUUAGGGGUAGGGGAGUUCCGGGGGUGGGGGGUGGGGGUGGGGGUGUGUGGGAUGAACGGUGCUGGCAGUUCGGCUAAAUUUGUCUUGUUUGGUUUUUUUUUUUUUUGUUUCGUUUAAUGUAUAUUUUUAUUAUAAUUAUUAUAUAUGAAUUCCCUUCAAAUCGUUCCUUUUUGUUAACAAGGGGCAGGGGAAGGGUGGGGGUGGGGGGUGCAGAGGCAUCGGACCCCAGGAACCUGCAGGGCGGGGCUGGGUCAGUGCCCUCUAAGGACAUUUUUGACCUUGUUCAACCUUUCCACAAAGAAUAAAUGGUGUUUCACAUUC
Neogale vison (American mink) is the source of this 3795-nucleotide messenger RNA. It is a transcript of the gene MMP14, whose product is annotated as matrix metallopeptidase 14. Gene Ontology annotation, biological process: zymogen activation; collagen catabolic process; skeletal system development. The record is from RefSeq and is a predicted model, not a curated record. Lineage: Eukaryota; Metazoa; Chordata; Mammalia; Carnivora; Mustelidae. Gene Ontology annotation, cellular component: extracellular matrix. Bases 261 to 2009 code for a protein of 582 amino acids. The transcript is spliced from 10 exons. Gene Ontology annotation, molecular function: zinc ion binding; metalloendopeptidase activity.